ACAUUUACCUCAACACGUUCACCUGGGCUUUCGCCAAAUUGCGAGCAACUUGCAAAUUAGCAAGGGCGAAGACACCCGACUACCCGAGUUACUGGCCACUAGAAAAGACAUCCGAGUCGAUUCCAUUUUAGGUUGGAGUCUGGAAGAAAAAUGUUACAAGGACGACACCUCUGUUCUUGAAAAUCAAGGCAGCAAAAUCCCCACUGAUUCAAAACCCUAAUUCCGCUUCAACAACAACCACAAUGUCAAUUUCAAAUCUCCUAGAAGAGAUUCAAGUUGAGAUUCUUAUAAAAUUACCCGUAAAUUCCAUCUCAAUUUGUAGAUGUGUAUGCAAAUUCUGGUAUACACUUCUCAACAACCCUAGAUUCAUCAAAAAUCAGUUAAUUCGAAGUAAUAACAAUCCUAGACUUCUGCUUACUCAUUCUCGUUACUGGUCAGGUAAGGAUCCCAAAAUUUACUCUAUAGAUUAUGAUUCAAUAUUGUCGCCACCAUCAUCUUCAGUAUCAUUAGCAAUAUCAUGUGAAUAUGAAUGUAACGGAGCUGUGAAAUUGGAUUAUCCAUUUAUAAACGAACCGCGUAUUGAAUUUCAAUUACUUGGUUCUUGUGAUGGUUUGGUUUCAUUUGGUGUAUCUAGUGGUACACUUGAUGUUGAUCAGGAGAAUAGUAUAUGUAUCUGGAACCCAUCUAUUGGUGAGUAUAAGAAAAUAUCGAUGCCGUUUUCUGAUUUUAUAGGGGGUCAGGAAUGGGAUUGGAAAUGCAAUGCUAGAUAUGGAAUUGGCUAUGACUGUAUUGUUGAUGAUUAUAAGCUGGUGAGGAUUGGGGAUUCUGAAAAUUCUGGUCGUUUCCAAGUCGAGGUGUAUACUUUAGGGCUGGAUUCAUGGAAAACUGUUGAAUUUAUCUGUUACUCGUUCCGUCAUGGGAUAAGAAGGUUUCCUGGUGUGCUUCUCAAUGGAACUCUUCAUUGGUUGGGUAUUUCUGUCGUACAAGAAUUGUCAUAUGAUGUUAUAGUAUGUUUUGAUAUCAGCAAUGAGAGACUUAUUGAGAUACAGUUUCCCGAAGGAAUUAUGACACCACAAGUAGGUGGGGAGCAAGAAUCGUACCAUAUAAAUCUGGGAGUGUUGGGAGACCGCCUUUGUUUAGCUGUUGGUGAUGUUGGUGUCGAAAUUGAAAUGUGGGUGAUGCAAAAGUAUGGAGAGCGACGCUCUUGGACCAAACAGUUUACCACUACCCAACUAUCCAUGACCCAAUAUUCAUUUAUUAAGCCGAUAUGGUCAUAUGAAAAUGGGGAGAUUCUGAUAGAUACUUGCAAGGAUUUGAUUUUGUAUGAUCCAAAGUGUGGAGGAGUUAGAGUAGAGCGUGUUCGUGAUGAUAUUAAGAGCAGGAACCGAGGGAGUUAUGUGGAGAGCCUGGUUUCACCUAAGUCAGGUAUUUAUGUGGAGAAAUUGACUACCGACGGAGAUAUAAAGAAGCCUGAGCAACAAAGAUUGAGGUACUUUGGAAUCACUGGGAACAAAAAAAGGAGAGCAAAAAGAGCUUGCUACUGUUGUGCAAGAAGGAAGUGAAGAAUCAACUGUCACUUCCCCACAACUGACAGUUGAGCGAGAAAGUGAAUAAGCAGUCGGUUCUCUGAAACUGACAGGCAAAUGAUAACUGGGUAGAUCCUAUCCAUUUCAAAGAAAGGACUUGUUUAGCAAAGAACGGGGCCAAAACAGUGGGCGGGUAGAACACUAACUGAUCCCAUUAACGAUAAAAAAACAAAGAACAGAAAACAUGUAUUUAACCUUGUCAGUUAAAAGAAGUUUCGGAACAUUAGAAUUUGAUUAGAGGGUUUUGGAAUACGGAUCAAUGUUAAAUUCAGGCUGAAAAAUAAUAGGUAGACUGUUCUUUUUUGGGGCCA
Molecule: messenger RNA, 1897 nt
Organism: Papaver somniferum (opium poppy)
Lineage: Eukaryota; Viridiplantae; Streptophyta; Magnoliopsida; Ranunculales; Papaveraceae
Product: F-box/kelch-repeat protein At3g23880-like
Exons: 2
Coding region: 243-1562 (439 amino acids)
Molecular function (GO): protein binding
Source: RefSeq, a predicted model, not a curated record